GACAAUAAAGGUGAACAAUAUAAGUUUCUACGCAUUGUAAAAUGUAAAAACAAAACGAAAAUAUCUAUCUUCUUCAAGGAAAACGUUAUCUUUGCAAAUAUUGGGCAUCUACGUGGUUUUACAUGCUGAGCAUCUGAUCACUUAAAAUUGGCAAAGAUAGGUCAUUGUUCAUCCGUCGUUCAUCGUUCGUCGUUCCUCGUCUGUCUCUAAAACGAAGUCUAUCAAGGGAUUCUUGAAAACCUUUUAAUUUCAAGAAAUGGCUUCACAUUUAAAUCUUACUGAGGAGGCAAACGGAACUCGUUUGAGCAAACUUUUAAUAAAUAAAGGAACGCAAGCCUUGAAAGAUACAUUGCAAUCUUUAUUAAAACCAUCAAGUUUAUCUGCUACACUAAAUGAUUCUUCUGAAAAGAGUAAAUUGAAAUCAAUAAAAGUCAUUGGAAAAGAUCAAUGGGAUCUUCUUUACCCGUCAACUGGUUCACCAAACAUUGGAAACUUUGAUAUCUCAUUGUUGACUGUCUUAUUGCGAAAUAUAUGUGGUCUAUUAGCACCAGCUAGUGGAUGGAAUAGUCUUCCUCCCGCUUCGGAUACCUCAGUCUCAUCCAAUAUUGCAAGAAUUAAGUAUUAUCGAAACAAAGUGUAUGGUCACAUAGCCACAACUAGUUUAGAUGACAGCAAAUUUGAGCACUUGUGGCAGGAAAUUUCAAAAGCAUUGGUUGAUUUGGGUAUUCAACAAACUGAAAUAGAUAAACUGAAGGAAGCUCCUCUCAGUCUUGAUGAGGCGAAUUACAUUGAAAUGUUGAAAGACUGGCAUAAGAAAGAUGAAACAUUGAUCGAGUUUGCUGAGGAAAACAAGGAAGAUGUCAAAGAGAUAAAAAAUGAUGUAGCUAACGUAAAAAAAGAAGUGAUGGAAACAAAAGCUAAAGUAGAGGAACUAAAAGAGAUUGUACAGGACAAAACAAGUUUAGAUCUCGAGAAGCUUGCAAAGUUUAAUUUUAAUGGUCGCAUCAAAGAACUAAACAAGAUGUACUUCCUAGGCACAAGACAGUGGUUAUUUAAAAAACUUCACAACUGGUUUAACGACAAAAGUGAAGAUGCUUCAAAUGUCAUGGUAUUGAUCGCCGGUCCUGGUGUUGGGAAAAGUGUAUUUGCUGCUGAGGUGUGUCGACGAUAUUCUAAAAAGGAGAAACUGGCUGCUUUUCAUUUCUGCAGAUAUAAUCAAUCAGAUUAUUCUAAUCCUCUAAUGUUAAUCGAAUCAUUCGCCAAUACCAUGUGUGAUGGAAUAUCUGACUUUGAAUCCCAAUUGAAGAAAGGUUUGAACAGAAACCAUUCUAAAAAAUCGAUUGCCGAUGCAUUUCGUGUUUUACUCAAUGAUCCAUUGCAUUCAUUGAAAGAUCAUGAACAGAUGCUUUUGGUCAUUGACGCAUUAGAUGAAAGUCAAGUUAACGGCAAAAGUGAAUUACUAGAGUUGAUAGCGAAAGAAUUUUGCCGACUACCUAAAUGGAUUAAAAUUUUUAUCACUAGUCGUCCAGAACUUCCUAUCCAAAAUGAAUUGAAAGAAAUGAAUCCUGUCGAAAUAAAAACUCAACCUCGUGAUAAAAACAACGAAGAAGACCUGCAUCAGUAUUUGAAAUAUAAGUUAAACCAUUGUCGCUCUGGGAACACUGAGUAUUCUGUUUCUGACGACGUUUUAAGAUUGUUGGUUAUAAAAUGCGAAGGGUCUUUUCUUUAUGCUUAUCACGCGCAUCAAGAGCUAAAAUCGGUAGAUGUUGAACUGACCGAGAAAAUUAUUCAACAAUUAGUUCCUCUUGGCUUAAGUGGUUUCUACAAGAAUGAAUUUCGUCGAGUAAAAACCUUAUUAAUAGAGAUAAGUUUAUCAACACACAAUAUUGUUUUUGCAGAUGAAAAUUUUAAGAAGUUUCUUGAAGUGCUUGUGGCCUGUCGAGAUUUUCUGCCCCAGUCGUUUGUUUUUAAGUGUUUAGGCUUACCUGAUGAUAUGAAGUUUGAAGAUAGCAAUAAAGUCAUUGAAAUGAUAUCUCAAAUUUUGCCAGCUUACGAUGAUCGUGUAACCGUGUAUCACAAGUCUCUUAUUGAUUGGCUGAAAUCAGAUGGUUAUAAAAAGCAUGAAUUUACAGUUGAUUCUCAGUCCAUAGUAAACGGGCAUCAGUUAUUGUGGCGUGCUUGUGAGAAAGAGUUUCAUCACAUUAAGUCAAUAAACAUUUUUGAAGAUAAAAUGAAUACUGCUACGACUGAAUAUGCUUUGAAGAAUGGGAUAUAUCAUAUGAUAGAAUGUGGCAAAAAUGUUGACUUUAGUUGGGCAGUAGAUGUUAAAAUUGUUUUCGCGAUUUUAAAGAUGAAACGAUUUGAAGCUUUACAGAAUUGGUCGUUGUUAGCUUUAGAUGAAGGGGUGAUUGGCCUGUGGCAGGUAAUUGUAAAAGAAAGACGAUGUUUCUUGAGUAAGGAUUUACUUCAGGAAUUAUGUCGCUAUGAAAGUAUGAUUUCUAUAUUUUCAAAGUUUUCAGCCAUGUCAUGUUAUUUACAAUUUAUUGCAAAUAGAAUAGAUGUUAGUGACGAGAAAAGAUUAUUAGCAAAGAAUUUAUUGAAACAAGGAAAACUUGUUUGGUUUGAAGAUUUAUUCUCGACUACUCAAACAGAUAUUCUUUAUUCGACCGUCUCCAGCAACACUAAUACCUCCAGCAGAUUUUAUAUUUUCAGUCUUGAUAUUUGGAGUCAUCUGCUUUCAAAACAUCUUUGGGGACGCCCUGAGAGGUUUUCUUUUGUAAGUUGCGGUUGUUUUUCACCGUAUGGAUCGUUGUUUGUCGCCUUCGUUUGUUCUGAUCCCGUCACUGAUUUCAUUAAAUUGUUCUUUGGCAUAUUGAGUGCCGUACCAUUGUUCAAGGUAUAUCUACGAAAAUGGAGAAUGCUUUAGGAUGUUGGUGGGCGAAUGGUUUACUGUGGAUGUGGGAUGGUUCUGAUUAUCUUAGGAAAAUAUCAAUGUCAUCUAACUGUUUUGCUGAUACCGAGGUUAAAUAUGUAUACAUUGGAUUCAAACCAAAAGAAUUUUUAACAUUUGGUGACGUCUUAGCUUGCAUUGACCAAGAAAAUGUCGUUCGAGUUGUUAGAAUUACCAACGGUGAAAUACAAUAUAACAAGUGUCUUCCUAUCGAUAGUCUUGACUGCAAAGUAGCUGUAUCACCUGAUAAUUCCGUUAUUUUAAGUGUCAGCAAAACAAAGUUUACAAUAUGGAAAUGGAGAAACACAGACGACGAACUUUACCUUGAAGCUUGGCACACUGCAGAAAUACCAGAAAUACCCAAACCCGAAGGCAUUCACCGUAAAAUAACUGGAAUGGAUCCCUCCCACUACAAUUGCAAUUUUACAAAUGAUAGUAAACAAGCGGUCUUUUCUUUAGGUCAUUACGUGUUUCAUCAUGCUUUCUGUCUUAUUGAUGUGCAUUCGACUGGGAAUGUGAGCGAUGUUUUGUCAUUUGAGGGAGAUUAUUUAUACGAAUUAUUUGUUUAUAAAUCUUACUGCAUUGGAACAACUGACUUUGGCUUUUUGACUGCUAAAGAUUUAAAGAGUGGUGAAAAAUGCGCGGAGAUUGAAAUAUACGAGGAAAAUAUUGACCCUCCUGUUAUAUAUAUGCAUUCCGAAACAGGAACUGUCGCUGUAAUAUCAAAUAGCGAAUUCUAUGAACGCAAAAUUCAAUUUUUUAAAGUUAAUCUUCCUGAAUGAAUUAAUCAUCGAUCAAUAUAACUUACAAAAAACAUGUUGAUAUUUUUCUGAUAAAUACGCAUAGACAAUUAUUGAUCGUGUCUACAAGGAAAUAAAAACAUCGCAUAUGAACUUUAUUUAUAUCAUUUCAUUAACCAGUGGAAAAAUUUCGUCUGCUGUCGAUUUGGUCAAGUAAAACACAGAGAGACAAAAACAAAAAACUGUGACCAAACAUACUUGUUCCAGUUGAUCAUUCGAGCUCAAAACUUCCAGUAUAAAAACUUCUUGGUAAUCACACAAUCCCGAUUGCCAAAUAGCACGUUGAAUGUUGUGACUUUAAAAAUAAAGAAAAAUAGGCACGCAAUGCGUACAUAUCGGUAGCUUGUCAAGUAUAUUAUUAUAUGACCAAUUAAUUGUUUAACCUUUUCUGCAUUUUUCGAACGCUCUAGCUUAGAUUUCAUAUCAGGUGACUGUGCUCAAGCCUCGCAUCAAGAAAGUAGUUUCAUUUAGAUUUCUCGCAAAUUUUAAAAGUUUUUUCUCCGAAAAGCGUUUUUGCUAUAAUUGUGUUUCAAAAACGUUUUCUGACAUGUUUAAGAUAUCGUUCAUAGAACGUCAUUCCCAUAAACACAACACGCUUAUGUCUUGUAUUACAUUACAUUUGAAAGUAAACGCUUUGCGUUGUGCAUUGUAAAUGAUCACAAGUCCUUUGUAUUUCUUAUUCAUAGUUUGACACGUACGACACGACUUCACCAACUCUUUACUGUGAGUCUGUAUGAGUAAAGCGAACUAUGUAGGAGCUAUGUAAGUAAUACCAAAUUGGACUAUAUAUAUAUAUACCAGAAAGUACAUCCUACUAGGUGCAAGUUGCUAAUACCGGUCGCUGGAACGAAAUGUAAUUGUUAUUUGUGGUCGCUUGUGAGCAAGCAUUUGAAUAAUAUCUUGAAUUUUAUUUACUAUACUUUUUUGAAGUUUUGUGAAGAAAAAUUGUUCGUUUUUACAUGCCAUUAAUCGAUCUCAUGUUUAGUUCCCUUAAAUAGAUGACAACAGGCAAUAUCGUACGACCUAUACAAGUCAAUCUUUGGGCCGUGAUGUUUUUAGAUAACAUUUCUCAAAAUAACAAUAUUUUCCUUUCAGUGUUUGACUAAAUUCACCAACAGAGUACUGUAAGUCUGUAUGAGUAAAGCGAAAAAUGUAUAAGCAAUGUAAAUUAUACCGAAUUGGACUAUAUAAUACCUCUCACUAAGUACAAGUUGCUAGUACUGGUCGAUGGAACGAGAUAUAUUUGAUAUUUAUGAUCGCUUGCUACCCUGCAUUUGAAUAAUAUUUUAAUUUUUAUUUAUUAGUUUUUCUGAAAUUUUUUGAAGAGUAAAUUGUUCAUAUGUACAUCCCAUAAA
Molecule: messenger RNA, 5105 nt
Organism: Xenia sp. Carnegie-2017
Lineage: Eukaryota; Metazoa; Cnidaria; Anthozoa; Malacalcyonacea; Xeniidae
Exons: 3
Coding region: 257-2926 (889 amino acids)
Source: RefSeq, a predicted model, not a curated record